This is a messenger RNA of Cotesia congregata, 438 nucleotides long. The record is from the annotation of a GenBank genome assembly. Lineage: Eukaryota; Metazoa; Arthropoda; Insecta; Hymenoptera; Braconidae.
AAAAGUUAUUUUGCAAUCAAAAGUCUGCUUUUGAGAUUGAAAAUGAAUAAAUUUAUACGAAUUGUUAUUUUUACGAUGAUUAUAUCAUCAGCUGUACUGGGGCGUAAAUUGGAAUUAACAGGUAAUUGCAGUUGUGCAGCUAUUCAAGUAUCAGGUCUUGAACCAAUUUUAGAACAAUCUCUUCAGUUUAAUGUUGCAUGUAAUGAGGAAGGCAUUGACAAGUGUGAACGACUUUGCAUUGCUCUCGUGAGUGCUGCUAAAGAUAAGGGCCCAGAAUUGAUUUGUGAUAAAUUAAAAGGACACGUUUCAAACUUGCAUGUUGGACUUUUUACACGAAUUUGCGACGCAAAUGGAUGGAAAUUCUCGGGGCUUAAAAUUCCUGAUCCAGUUUGUUGUCACGAGGGCAAACCAACUCAAUGUGGUGGUACUCCAGAAUAA